Acanthaster planci (crown-of-thorns starfish) is the source of this 894-nucleotide messenger RNA. RefSeq names its product adrenocorticotropic hormone receptor-like. The record is from RefSeq and is a predicted model, not a curated record. Lineage: Eukaryota; Metazoa; Echinodermata; Asteroidea; Valvatida; Acanthasteridae.
AUGGAGAGUUACGGAUUACAGAGAGCCAGAAAUGCCGUUCAAAUAGUCAGUGGCGUAGCUUUAGCCUGCAAUCUCAUGGUAGUCGUUAUCUUUGCCAUUAAGAAGCACCUUCGAGUGAAGUAUUAUGGCUUCCUCUUUAACCUCGUGCUCACUGACAUCGCCCACGCCACACUGGCUAUCGUGUUUAUUACGCAGUACAGCCCCCUAGCCUCAGCUCUCUUCCGCACCUCGUUCUUUGUCACGGAGCUGAAUGUUUUGGCGGUAGCGGUCAACCGCUUGAUGGCGCUCUCCAUCCUACCCCCGGCCCGCUACGACGCAAUGGUCACACCGUUUCGCAUGUUUGUGGUCUGUAUUCUCUUCUGGGUGGUGUCUGCGGCCAUCUAUAUCCCUACGACAUAUGCCGUCAAUUUGCCUGUUGUUACCCGUUUCAUCCGACCACUGGUUGCGCUGGCUAUCCUGGUGCUAACGCUAGCCCUCUACUGUAUAGUCUUCUGCAAACUCGCCGCUUACCGUUCUGCUGAAGCAUCGCCAACGACUAACAAAGACAAUGACCAGACCCAGACCCGCAUUACACAAACCAGAAGUCUCAUGAUGACCUUCUCCAUCAUCCUGAUCAUGUCCUUCCUGUGUUGGAUCCCGUACUGCAUCUGUCAGUUCAUGAUGUACUUCAGCGGCAAAGAUUGGUACGGCCAAACGGAGCUCUUCCGGAUCAUAUUUAUCUACACUUUAGCCUGGCUGAUGGUGAACUCGGCAGUCAAUCCGUUCAUCUACUGGUGGCGUAUCCCAGAAAUCUGCGGUAACCGCUCAUGUGCCGGUGGAGGAAAGACCAGCGGUGAUGCGCUAGUGCUGUCUACUAACAUGGGGACCACCGUGGAGUCAACAACUAACAUGUAG